Prunus armeniaca (apricot) is the source of this 1143-nucleotide messenger RNA. Lineage: Eukaryota; Viridiplantae; Streptophyta; Magnoliopsida; Rosales; Rosaceae. The record is from the annotation of a GenBank genome assembly.
AUGCAGGUUUUGGAUAACUAUACGGAGAAGAUGAAUACUUUUUCACAUGUACCCCCGGGCUUCAGAUUCCAUCCCACGGAUGAAGAACUUGUCGAUUAUUAUCUUAGAAAGAAGAUUGCUUCAAAAAGGAUUGACCUUGAUGUCAUCAAAGAUGUUGAUCUUUAUAAGAUUGAGCCGUGGGAUCUUCAAGAAUUGUGCAAAAUAGGAACUGAUGAUCAGAAUGAAUGGUACUUUUUUAGCCACAAAGACAAGAAGUACCCUACUGGAACUCGAACCAAUAGGGCAACGAAAGCCGGAUUCUGGAAAGCUACAGGAAGAGAUAAGGCUAUUUACUCAAGGAACACCCUCAUUGGCAUGAGAAAGACCUUAGUCUUUUACAAAGGCCGUGCUCCAAAUGGACAAAAGUCAGAUUGGAUCAUGCACGAAUAUCGACUAGAAACUAGUGAGAAUGGAACUCCUCAGGCGAAUUGUUAUAAUUGCACACAGGAAGAAGGAUGGGUUGUGUGUAGGGUGUUCAAGAAGAGAUUGGCAACAGUGAGGAAAAUAGGUGAUUACGAGUCGCCAUGUUGGUAUGACCAAGUCUCAUUCAUGCCAGAACUUGAGUCUCCAAGGAGAUCAAUUUCCCACCCUUAUGCCUCACCAUAUCACCAGCAGCAGCAGCACUAUUCCCAGUGCAAACAAGAGCUUGAUUUGCAGUACAACAUGCCACAUCAUCACCACCAUGAUUCUUUCCUCCAGCUCCCUCAAUUAGAAAGCCCCAAGGUUCCUCAGUCAGCCCCAUAUGGUUCAAUGUUGCAGUCUUCCACACUCACACAAGAGGAGCAAUUGCAGCAGCACAUCAAUCAGCAGCAAAACAUGUUCAACUCAUCGUCAUCGUCAUUGGUGCUUUAUAACAAUAAUGAUCAGCAAUCUGUUGAUCAGGUGACCGAUUGGCGUGUGCUCGACAAGUUUGUUGCGUCGCAGCUGAGCCAGGACCAGCAAGAUGCUUCCAAGGAAGUUACAAAUUACUCCAAUGCAGCAUCAAUGUUUCAUGUGGCCAACAUGCUGGCCAAUGAGUCUUCCAGAAGGCCAGACAAUGAAAAUUUGGGGCAGGACUAUGCCUCAACAUCCACCUCUAGUUGCCAAAUUGAUCUGUGGAAAUGA